AUGUCAGCCGCGACGAUUCGCUCGGCAGGGGUUGUGAGCUGCUCAGGUCGGGUGAUUGCCUUGCCAGCACAUAUUUCUCUGAAUGUAGUUUCACUUCCACGAGCAGCGCCGUGGCUAGCGACCAAGAUGCACCAAAGAGGUAGCUUGCUCCGGAGCAUGGGACCUGACCAAUUCCAGUCUGCACCUCCGUUAGCGGAUGAGUCUCCGGAGUCUACCACCUCGGCAGAAUCAACGGUAUCCGUAUGCACCUGGGAGGUCUCUGGUCUGAUUAACACCAGCAACUUUAAUGCCAUGGCUGCGCUCGCGUCCGUUGGUAUGAUCGAGACGGCGUAUCUAACCUACGUCAAGCUGUUCAAUGGCCCCCUGGUUUGCCCCACGAACGGCUGCGAAAGUGUGCUCGGCAGUCCAUACGCGCAGCUGUACGGCAUGCCGCUAUCGCUGUUUGGCAUGCUGGCGUACGGCGCAGUCGGCGCUCUGGCGGCUACGUACGUACAACAAGCCAAGGCAAACGCGCCGGCGUCUGUACGGGAAACGACCCUGCUGGGACUUACGGCGGGUGUGGCGGCUUUGGCAACCACAAGUGCCGUACUCAUCCGGUGUCUCGGUCACCUUAGCUGUGACCCUCGGGACAUCACUCACAAGCAAGCAGCUCAAGGCGAGUGGCCGGGGCCCCCUGGGCAGAGUGUUAGGGUAGCUGAGGACGAUCGGACAGCAGGGCAUGACAGGCAGGGUGGCAGGGAGAACGCGCUCAGCGGAGUGGGGGGUGCGCUAGCAACCGCAGCCGUACUUUACGGAGGGCUGCCCAAAGGCUCCAGCGCGGGGACGGUAUACGACGAAAACUUCUUUUUGCCGUACAGGGCUCCGUUGGUGUCCGGUCCCUCCAGCGAUCGUGCGAUCGACCUGGCGAGGCGACUGAGUGCUGUCGGCGCCCGCAUGUACGGCGCCUUCUGGUGCUCCCACUGCCUGGAGCAGAAGGAGGAGUUUGGCGGUGCAGCAAUGGCGGAAUUUCCCUACGUUGAGUGCUUCCCGAACGGCUGGAAGCGGGGCGAGAAGGUGGCUCCCGCAUGCGAGGCGGCCAAUGUGCGGGCCUUCCCCACCUGGGUUAUCGGAGGGAAGACUCUGGAAGGGGAGCUGCAGCUCGACGAGGUGGAGAGGGAAGUGCAACGUGCUGAGGCUGCGGCGGCGACUGCGGCGACGAACAACACGUGACGGCGGCUGCUAGUCACUAGCACGGUGCUGCUGCAGUGGAGGCAGAGUCGCAGGUUGCCUUGGUGGAGUGAUGUGCGUGGUGCUGCGUGGAGUGGGUUAGUUGGGGCUGUAGCCAUGUCAAGAGCUUGAAAAAGGAAGGCGUGACUGUGAAGAUUACGCUACUGCAGCUGUGUUGAGCGAGAAUAUCAUUUAAUUAUGCCAAUAGUAGUUCUUGUGGAGUUUGUAGAAUGAGGUGAUGGAUGGUAAUUUUUCAGGUAGUGGUGGUGGUGGUUAGAUGCGGUGGCUGGGAUUCGGUUGCGGCUGUGUUGCUGAAGCGAUGCGUGGUUAAAGUGCUGUUGAUGGUGGUGGUGGUGCUUGCACACACACACACAAACACACACGUCACACACACAUACACAUACACAUACACAUACACAGAGAGAGAGAGAGAGAGAGAGAGAGAGAGAGAGAGAGUGAAGGACAGACCCGCAGGACGCUGGGUUCCCUUCAGUGGGGACGGGGGGAAAAGACGAACCACACACGAUUGAAGCUGCUGCCAGGG
Molecule: messenger RNA, 1750 nt
Organism: Volvox carteri f. nagariensis
Lineage: Eukaryota; Viridiplantae; Chlorophyta; Chlorophyceae; Chlamydomonadales; Volvocaceae
Exons: 7
Coding region: 1-1209 (402 amino acids)
Molecular function (GO): oxidoreductase activity
Source: RefSeq, a predicted model, not a curated record